GGCGAAUUCAGGCUCCGUAGAAUUUGCCUAUAAAGCGACAGCACUCGGGCUCUGUUGCGGCUCAAAUCCUCCGCCGUGGCCCAUACCAAGCCCAUUCCUAAUUCGCGACUCGCUUCUGCAACAACACAGUUCGACAAGAUCGACCAUCUUGUCUAUUAUUCGUUAGCCGUUAGUCCAUCAACCUGGUCCAUUCCGACAAUUUCGUCAGCACCGGUCCAACCAAGCAAUACCAGGCCAAGGCAGAUUAUUUUUCGUGUGCCUGCUUGCAAAAGAAUGAUGGUUACAAUGACCAGAAAACACCAGGCUGAUUAUAUCCUUGGUAAUAACCCGGCGGAUAUGAGCUACUUGGUUGGAUAUGAAGCAAAAUAUCCUCUUCAUGUUCACCACAGAGGCACUUCCAUUGCUUCAAUCUUUUCUCUUCACAGUGAGGUUGGCUGCACUCAAGGAUUUGAGCUGUGGUAUAACCGUGCUGAGUCAAAUCCUAAUGUCAUCUGUGGUGCCUUCGUGGGUGGUCCAGACAAAAAUGAUGGCUUCUCUGAUGACAGAUCCAAUUAUGAACAAACUGAGCCUACACUUUCAGCUUCUGCUCCUCUUGUGGACAUCUUUGCUAAACUGCAGAGUUUGUAUUGUAAUAUAGGUGAAGGUUACAACCAUAAUGAAUCACCAAUGCCCCAACAAAAAACACAAAGGUACAACCAAGAUGAAUCACAAGUGCCCCAACAUAAAACACCGAGCACAUAUACAGGAAAAGAAACGGCAUCUAAAACAUCAGAAGGUGUCCCGGUGCAAUUUCUUCUCUCAAUAAGUAGCACAUGGACUGUUGGAGGUGCAACCUACUACCGUCACAGGCUCUUUAUGGGGUCUCUCUUCAACAGAAGAAAAGGACACCUAUGAACUUCCUCAAUGGCAGAAGGCUUUGAACCCUCGCUCUGAGUGUAUAUUUGUAUAUGACCCCAGGAUAAAGUUUCCAUUAAAAGCUUCCAAUGAUCAUUUUUAGAGGCCACGUCGACAAAGGAAACACUUCUUACACAAGUUUAAUUUGAUAGUUAAACUUGUAAUUUUGUAUUAUCAAUUUAUCAACCCAGUUCAUACCUUACUGUACACACUUAAAUUGUAAUAUCAGUUUCCGAAAUCUCCCUAUUUGAUCCUACAAACAAUCAAUAUAUGAAAAGUUACCAACGAGUCUAAAAAUAUACGAGCUUGUAUUAUGGUAUUAAGGUGCAUGCGACUUUUCAUGCCUAGCAUGGCCAUGUGCAAGAGCAAUGGCUAGCUAAGGCACUCUCUGUCAUGUCACAA
This is a messenger RNA of Vigna angularis (adzuki bean), 1296 nucleotides long. Its product is annotated as endoglucanase 5. Gene Ontology annotation, biological process: carbohydrate metabolic process. The record is from RefSeq and is a predicted model, not a curated record. Gene Ontology annotation, molecular function: hydrolase activity, hydrolyzing O-glycosyl compounds. The transcript is spliced from 7 exons. The coding region runs from base 274 to 894 and encodes 206 amino acids. NCBI's taxonomy places the organism in Eukaryota, Viridiplantae, Streptophyta, Magnoliopsida, Fabales, Fabaceae.